Molecule: messenger RNA, 1165 nt
Organism: Cyprinodon tularosa
Lineage: Eukaryota; Metazoa; Chordata; Actinopteri; Cyprinodontiformes; Cyprinodontidae
Product: olfactory receptor 11A1-like
Exons: 1
Coding region: 27-977 (316 amino acids)
Biological process (GO): G protein-coupled receptor signaling pathway
Cellular component (GO): membrane
Molecular function (GO): olfactory receptor activity; G protein-coupled receptor activity
Source: RefSeq, a predicted model, not a curated record
UUCAGUUUCUUGAACCAGUCAUCUAUAUGUUACAAACAAAAUUAAGAAUGACAAGGAAUUCCUCCCAGGUUUUAUAUUUUACUCUUAGUGCAUAUGUGGAGACUGGUUCUUUGAAAUACUUCUCUUUCAUCAUCGUCCUGUUUCUGUAUGUUCUGAUCGUUGGUUCUAAUAUUCUAUUGAUUGUUGUUAUCUGUGUGAACAGGAGCUUACAUGAACCGAUGUACAUCUUUCUGUGCAGCCUGUUUGUCAAUGAACUGUACGGCAGCUCAGGCUUGUUUCCUUUCAUGCUGCUUCAGAUCCUCUCUGAUGUUCACAUUAUUUCGGCUCCACAUUGUUUCCUGCAGAUAUUCUGUAUUUUUACUUAUGGAAGUGUAGAGUUCAGUAACUUAGCUGUCAUGUCUUAUGACAGAUAUGUUGCUAUCUGCCGUCCUCUGCAGUAUAACUCACUGAUGACUCCUCAGAGGAUAAUCUUUCUCUUAUCAAUCACAUGGUUGCAGUCUUUUUUCUUUGUUGGUGUCACCAUACUACUGAGCUCCUCUCUGCAGCUCUGUGGAUAUGUUAUAAAUAAGAUUUAUUGUGACAAUCACUCCAUCAUAAAACUAUCCUGUAAUGACGCCACGGUUAAUAACAUCUAUGAAUUUGUUAUGCUUAUUCUGGCAGUCUUUGUUCCUUUAUCUGUGAUUCUCUACACCUACAUGAAGAUCUUUAAGGUGUGUUUUUCAGGGUCCAAACAGACCCGGCAGAAAGCUGUCAGUACCUGCACUCCUCACCUCAGUUCGAUUAUCAACUUCUCUUUUGGUGUUUGCUUUGAAAUUAUACAGAGCAGAUUUAACAGGAAUCAAAUUUCUGGAAUACUAAGAACAAUAUUUCCACUGUAUUAUCUCACCAGCCAGCCACUCCUUAAUCCGUUUCUGUAUGGCCUGAAUCUGUCUAAAAUACGCUUCCUAUGUAAGAAGUUUGUUCUCAGAAAAGUUUAGCCUCUUUUUCAACUUUUAAAAUAUUUAAAGCAAUCUUUUGAUCUCCACUGGACUCUGAGAAGAAGCACCAACCAUCUAAACUCACACGUUAUCAUGCGGAGCAGCAGCUGUAAUCUAAACAUUUCCUAGAAGCCUUCAUGUUUUGAUGUGUAUGUAGUUGAAAAUAAAAAUGCAAUUACUUUACAAAA